CAAAUAAAUAUAUAAAAUAUUAGGAUGGCUAGGCUUUGUCUUCCCUUUGCUUUCUUUCUUGUCCUUGUCAUUUUCACUUUUGCCAUUCAAACAACAAAGGCUGGAAAGGAAGGAUCACUUCGCCCCCAAGAUUGUCCAAACGCGUGCGGUAUUCGGUGUUCAAAAACUCAUCAUAAGAAGCCAUGCUUGUUCUUUUGCAAUUACUGUUGUCAGAGGUGUUUGUGUGUUCCUUCGGGUUUUUAUGGACAUACUGGAGAAUGUCCAUGCUACGACAAGAUCCUCACUAAAGAAGGCAAACAUAAAUGUCCUUGA
Molecule: messenger RNA, 312 nt
Organism: Hibiscus syriacus
Lineage: Eukaryota; Viridiplantae; Streptophyta; Magnoliopsida; Malvales; Malvaceae
Product: gibberellin-regulated protein 12-like
Exons: 3
Coding region: 25-312 (95 amino acids)
Source: RefSeq, a predicted model, not a curated record